This is a messenger RNA of Toxotes jaculatrix (banded archerfish), 1274 nucleotides long. Its product is annotated as pre-miRNA 5'-monophosphate methyltransferase. NCBI's taxonomy places the organism in Eukaryota, Metazoa, Chordata, Actinopteri, Toxotidae. Gene Ontology annotation, cellular component: cytoplasm. The record is from RefSeq and is a predicted model, not a curated record. The transcript has 2 exons. Gene Ontology annotation, molecular function: O-methyltransferase activity; RNA methyltransferase activity. Gene Ontology annotation, biological process: miRNA metabolic process; negative regulation of pre-miRNA processing. Bases 8 to 763 code for a protein of 251 amino acids.
CGUUGCAAUGGCAACAUGUUCGAUAAGCAGCGGUUCUGCUGAUGAAAUAAAUGAUCCAGGAGCCGCUCCUUAUGGCAACUUUAUAAACUAUUAUACCUUUAAUCCUCCGGAGAACCGCUUGAGUCUGAUUCCAGCCACACUCCUUCAGGAUUUAGGCUACAGAGACGGACAUCGGACCACAUUAAUGCUGGACGUGGGAUGUAAUUCAGGGGACCUGAGUGUAGCCUUUUAUAAGCAUCUGGUGCAGGAGCCCGUGUGUGAGGAAGAGUCAGAAAAGAGCAAAGUUCAUCUCCUGGGGUUUGACCUGGAUGAGGCGCUUAUUCAGCGAGCUCAGCAGAUCAACCCUCUGCCCAACAGCAUCUCCUUUGUCCCGCUGGACAUCACUACGGACAGCGACCAGCUGCAGGAUUACCUCAACCAGCACGGCUGCUCCCACUUCCACCUGUGUCUGUGCCUGGCUGUCACCAUGUGGGUCCAUUUAAACCACGGAGACUCCGGCCUGCUGCAGCUUCUCUCUCGCCUGGCCUCCAUCAGCCAGCACCUCCUGCUGGAGGCUCAGCCCUGGAAGUGCUACCGCUCUGCGGCCCGGCGGCUGAGGAAGCUGGGCCGCUCAGACUUUGACCAUUUCAAGACCCUGAAGAUUCGCGGGGACAUAGCAGAACAUGCCAGGGAGCACCUGGAGAGACACUGCGACAUGGAGCUCAUCCAGAGCUUUGGCAGCACUGCAUGGGACCGAAAACUGUUGCUAUUCAGACGGAGAUGAGGCUGAGGGACAAUGUUUCAAGUUUUCAUCUGCUGCACAGCAGCUGCAGGGAAUUGACUGACAUUACUCUGCAACAAUUUGGAUAGUCAUUUUAUCAAUUUCCAUUAACUUUUAAAGCAAAAAGUUAAAAAAAAAUCAAUGGUCCCAGCUUCUGAAAUAUGAAGAUUUGUAUUUAUCUUUGUCUUCAGUUUGUAUUCUUGGGUUUUGUACUCGUGGUUUGACCAAAGAAGCAAAAUGACUAUUAGGUGGCAUUUUAUAGACCCGACUAUUAAUCUAUUCCUGGCGUUUUUACUUAAAAAAUAAAUUAUUACUCAGUUAUCAAAAUUACUGCCAGUUUGACUGGGAGUUGCAGCUCUAUGGGAAAGGAAAACUGGCAGCUGAAGAACAUUUAAAUUCUAUUUUAUCGUUAAAACCUUGAAAUACAUUGUUUUUGUCAUUCAUGUAAAAUCACUUAACUGUAAUUUAUCUGCCUCAACACUGAUGUUUCAUUUAUUAAAAUAUUUGCCUGACA